CUCAAAUUAGGGUUGGACUAUUUUGAUUAUAAAUCGACAAUAAAUCUCAGGGCAUAAAAUAAACCUAGGUAGCCGCCAUUUAUUAACUCGGUCUGCAGUGCAGGAAGUUAACAACAGGUAGGCUAGGGUAUUCUUGAGGGAAGAUCGAUGAGAGAGACGGCGACUCCGGGCUCCACCUUCUUCUUCCAUCGCAAUCCUCUGCCGGACUCGAUCGGGACUGUCCAACUAUGCACAGAGGUCUCUGUAAGCAUGGACGAGGAGACGCAUGAGAGAUACGAUUAUUAUGAACUAAUUCGUCGGUCUUUAACGAAUUCUUAGGACUUUCGUCGUGGCCAUUGACCCCAGUUGGCCACUGUUCUUUCGGUGGCAAUAAGAAUACCAUUACGGUCCACAAAGGUGCUUGCAUUAAAACCAAAAUCAACUGGUCUGGGUCCUACAGUACGAAGGUCUCCCGCAAUUUUCAUGCCCUCAAGGUAGUUCACGAUCCGGAAUCCAUAUCCAGGGUGAAGGAAGAUUUGAGAAGAAACCAGGGCUUAGAAGCUGAAAUGCACCCGAAUCUGUUGAGAGUGAAGCACCAUUUCACGGACCCCCAAGUGCCAGAAGUUCUGCGUGGCUAUAAAGCCGUUUCCCAUCCGUUCUCUGAGAAGCCUGAUGAAGAGAGACUUUCCCAAAGGGCUUCCGGAGGAUCUCAUCCUCAGUGCUUUAAGGUCUGUUCUCAAUGCCCUCGGCUUUCUGCAUAAAAAGCGCUUUCUCCACGGAGAUAUUAACGCCGCUCAUGUUUACCUAUGUAAUCACACUCUAAGGAGAGACGCACCCCUACCCGUAUGGAAAGGGAAAAGCCUUGGCUUAUCUAUGAGAAACCCAACUUCUCCAAUAUCUGCUUGGGCUACGCGGCCGCUCUUUAUGAGGACGAUGAAUAUACAGAGGAGUACACCUCCGUAUAUUCGUCUACAGCGCCCGAAGUCUACUACGGCAAUCAGCCCUUACACCGAGAAGUCCGACGUCUGGCUCGUGGGAAUCACCGCACUCGAAUUGGCUUAUGGUCGACGGCUAAAUGUCUCGAAUCGAUAUACCUUGGAUUAUGUUGUGGAACAGAUUCUUUGUAAGCAAAAAACUUCCCACCAAGGGUGGGUUCCAGUGUAAAGAGAAGACGUUGAAGCAUUACGUCCAAAAACUGGUGCCUUUCGGCUCUCCAUUCAAAGGCUAUGACAGCAGUACUGGCACCAAUUCAUUUUCCAAAAGCUUCACAAAGGUGGUGAUGGAAUGUCUGGCCUCGGACCCUAAUCAGAGGCCGACCGUUGAUCAACUUCUGUCACGCCGCUUCUUCCGAAGGAGCUCUGGCCGCAAUGAUGGGAAGCACGUUUAUAAUGCAUGCUCUGCAGAUGACUAGCUAAUUCUAAGUCAGAUUUCUUGAACGGAAGAUGGAGGAAAUUGCAAACACAUACAAGGACAUGGCUAUUGGGGAUCAGGAAGAACUAGUUGUUGAGGAUGAGACGCUUGAGGAGGAAGGAGACUUGGCCGAAAGAAAAGUGGUACCAAGGGUACGGCCUCCUCCUGAGCCACCGCCAUGGGUGAUGGUGGAGAAGAAAGCUAGUUUUGGUGUCUUUUUAUUUAUCUGUUUUGGUUAUUUUAAAUUGGGAUGCUUGUUUCUUUAUGGUUUUGGUUUUUUCUUUCAUUGUAAGACUCUUGCAUUAAGAUGAGGGG
This is a messenger RNA of Cuscuta epithymum, 1704 nucleotides long. Lineage: Eukaryota; Viridiplantae; Streptophyta; Magnoliopsida; Solanales; Convolvulaceae. The record is from the annotation of a GenBank genome assembly.